Messenger RNA from Erinaceus europaeus (western European hedgehog), 4374 nucleotides. It is a transcript of the gene FBXO40, whose product is annotated as F-box protein 40. The record is from RefSeq and is a predicted model, not a curated record. The coding region runs from base 508 to 2634 and encodes 708 amino acids. NCBI's taxonomy places the organism in Eukaryota, Metazoa, Chordata, Mammalia, Eulipotyphla, Erinaceidae. Gene Ontology annotation, molecular function: ubiquitin protein ligase activity; protein binding; zinc ion binding. The transcript has 5 exons. Gene Ontology annotation, cellular component: cytoplasm.
UCUUCCAUCCCUCCUAAUUUUCCUUUUCUUAAUUCUACUCCAGUAGAGACCGAGUGUAGAUAAAUAUAAGGGAAGUAAAAAAUUGUAAGCUGAGCCUGGUCACAUUGCCCUUUGUGAUAUAGCUUUAUUUUUAACUUCGAAACACUUGAACUAUUUCAGUUGAAGUUUUCUCUCUGUUCCUUGUCUCCUGAGCAUAACUCUGUUCUCAGCUGCAGCUGAUGUCCCCAAGUCAUCUCCUGCAGUUUGCUAGUUCACAAUCAAGAGGAACAGGUGCAGCCCAUGCAGACUCAACCCAUGCCACUAAGAUCUGUUGAAUCUAAGAUGCACCCACAAAAUGGAAGUAAUAUUUUACAAGUUGAAAAGUUUAUCCAAGGAUAUGCACACAAACCAAGUAUUACAACAAACUUAAAAGUUGUACAACCAGACAGACAACUGUAAAAUGACUGCUCAUGUAUGAAAUAUCAAAAGCUUUAAAAUACAUACUGAAAAAGAAGAAAGUAGGAAGCUAUGGGCAGGGCCCAAAAGCCUGCACCUGGGCAGCACAAGCAUUGUGAGAGAUGCUUCAACCGUCACUGCCACAUUCCUGUGGAGCCUGAUGUCUCCUGCCUGGUGAUAAACUGCCACCUGCUCUGUGGUGCUACCUUCCACAUGUGCAAAGAAGCAGAACAUGAACUCCUCUGCCCUUUAGAGCAGGUUCCAUGCCUCAAUUCUGAAUAUGGCUGCCCUGUUUCCAUGUCCCGCCACAAGCUGGCCAAGCACCUACAGGUAUGCCCUGCCAGCGUGGUCUGUUGCUCCAUGGAGUGGAAUCGCUGGCCAAAUGUGGAUUCUGAAACAACCCUUCAUAAGAACAUCAUGAAAGAGAACCCCACUGAGGAAUGCUUGGACAUGGCCCUGGCCCUCCAGGACCAGAAGGUUCUCUUCAAUUCUUUGAACAUGGUAGAACUUUUCCCAGAAACUAGAGAGCCCAGUGAACAAGAACCAAUUAUGAAUGGUGAAGCCAGUUGGGGGGAAAUGGAAGGAGCAGUGGGUGGAGUUUCAAGUUUGGUACCACACGACUCUCUGUCUGCAACUAAUGGAGAGAUAGCAGAGCUGAGUCAAGAAGAGCGAGAGGCAUUAGCCAAAACAAAAGAAGGGAUGGACCUGCUCAAGUUUGACAAGUGGGAGAAUAUAUUCAGCAAAGAGCAUGCAGCCUCUGCUUUAACAAAUUCAUCAGCUAGCUGUGAGGGCAAAAACAGCAAUGGUUGUGGGGAAGAGCAGAUUUCCAGUAGCAAUAACAUGAUAGAUGCAGGUACUGCAAAAGGGACACAACCACAGGAAAACCAGAAGCAAAGGGACUUUCAUGCAGCUGUGGAAACAACAGGGCUUGCUCCUUGGCAAGAUGGUGUUCUGGAAAGACUGAAAACAGCCGUGGAUGCAAAGGAUUAUAACAUGUAUCUGGUGCACAAUGGGAGAUUGCUUAUUCACUUUGGUCAGAUGCCUGCUUGUACACCCAAGGAGAGAGACUUUGUUUAUGGCAACCUUGAGGCUCAGGAAGUGAAGACUGUUUAUACCUUCAAAGUUCCCGUGAGCUACUGUGGAAAGCGGGCUCGAGUUGGAGAUGCCAUGCUGAGCUGUAGGCCAAGUGAACACAAGGCAGUAGAUACUUCAGACUUAGGGGUACCUGUGGAAGACUUGCCAAAAUCAGAUCUCAUCAAAACCACCCUCUUAUGUGCUUUGGAAAGAGAACUCAAAGGCCAUGUCAUCUCUGAAUCCAGAAGCAUUGAUGGACUAUUCAUGGAUUUUGCUACACAGACAUAUAGUUUUGAGCCAGAACAGUUUUCCUCUGGGACGGUGCUGGCUGACCUCCUAAGCACUGCUACGGAACGGGGCCUCCACGUGGAGCUCCGCAGUGAGUGUGUGACCAGGAGACAUAACAAGAGCAGCUCUGCCUUCACUUUCACUUGCAACAAAUUUUUCAGGAGGGAUGAAUUCCCUCUUCAUUUCAAGAAUGUCCACACAGAUAUUCAGUCAUGUCUUGAUGGUUGGUUCCAGCAUCGAUGCCCCCUGGCCUACUUGGGAUGCACAUUUAUUCAAAAUCAUUUCCGUCCCCCAGGGCAAAAGUCAAAACUGAUCUAUAGUCAGGAGCUCCAGACCUUUGCCAUCAAGCCAGAUGUUGCCUCAGAACUGAGUGAGGGAAGGAAGAACAACCACCUCUCUGGCCAUGGAGGGAAAAGUGAGAAUUCUCUAACAAGCCUGCCCCUGGAGGUUUUGCAGUACAUUGCUGGGUUCCUGGACAGCAUCAGCUUGUCCCAGCUCUCCCAGGUGUCCAUACUGAUGAGGAAUAUCUGUGCCACUUUGUUGCAAGAGAGAGGAAUGGUUCUCCUGCAGUGGAAGAAAAGGUAUUCCCAUGGAGGUACCUCUUGGAGAGUGCAUAGAGAGAUCUGGCAAUUCAGCAGCCUCUUCUCAAAAAUCAAGAGCUGGGAGUAUAAUGAAGUUGCCUCCAUGUCUGAGCACCUGAAAACCUGUCCUUUCAACAUUGUAGAGCACAAGAUGGACCCAGUUCUUUUGACUAGCAUGUAUCAGCCCCAUGAGCAGGCCCAAGAGAGCCUGGUAGGCACCUUCAGAGCCAGACCUCAAGGAAGAUGUACCUACUAAAGUUUUAGAAGUUACCUUUCUUGGAAUUUUCCUCAGAGUUACUGGAAGUAGGAUAGAACUGUCUUGAGGACUUACCUCUGUAAACAGCUCUAAAUGAUGUUGUACCCAUGACAGUAAGUCAGGAUAUGUCUUUUUUUUUUUUUUUUUUGUAUAGCAAAUGGUUGUAAUUUCAUGCAGAUCUCCUUUGUUUACAAGUAGAUUUUAGAUGUGAUUUUAAGAUAGAAACUAUAAAGAACUGAUGUGUUUGACGUGGUUUCCUAUCCUGGGGUUAUAUGAAAACAAACAAACAAAAAAACCAUUCAACAAUCUCCAGGUGUAGCUGAAGCCAGGAAUGUUAUUUGAAAUGUGUUUAUAUAGCUUUUAUAUUGAUGCUAUUUUUCCUGUAGUCCUAAAAGUCCCAGAGCAAGUAACAAAUAAAGGGGGAAGGGAAGAGGGGAGGGAGCCAUUGUAGGGAAGCAUAUAACAAAGAAUUUAGCAACAACAACAACAAAAAGUUGCAAAUAGAAAUGUGAAUGCUUAUUAUUGCCUGGGUCAUGUAUAUGAACAUGGUCUGGAGUUACAGUAGGUGAAGUAGACAACAUCUCUGAGAAGAGUCAAGAAAGCACUAGGAUAAGCCCCAGGCAGAAAUAGUAUCAUAUUUUCAUUAUAAUUAUAAUAAUGCUGUUUGGUACUAUUUGGCAAUGUAAUUCUAUAUUUGCUAACCCUCGUUUGUUUUAUAGUUUACAUUUGUAUAUAAGGCUUUUUUUUUUCUAACAACACAGCUAGAGUGUGAGCUAAGAUUUUAUUCAGUGAAGAUGAGUAGCUGAAAACCACCACAGAAGUAGGAAAAAAAGAAGUUUUUUCAAAUUCCAUUUCCAGGUGUUUUGAAUCUAAUCCUUCUAUAUGGAGAACAAAGCUCCUUUAGUCCAGUCUGGGUUCCUUAUUUUAUUAGAAAAAGACAGAAAGGGGACAUAAAAACCAAGAGAGAACAAAGUCUGUGUGAGAUUGUUAGAAGGAUGAGUCAUUCAAAUUAGCAAGAGAGCAGGAAAUAACUCCUUCAGAAUCUGAUUGGUUGGGGACAUCUAGGGGUCAAGAAAGUUGUUGAAAGAGUGUUCACACUGCUUGAUGGACUGUAAAUUUCCAGGUGCACUUUACAUUUCCAGGUCAACAUCAUUAAAUGCAUUUUUAAAAAUUGCUAGUCAGGCUUUCACUGGUCUGUUGACAACAAAUGCAUUUUUAUGGUGAGAGGCAACUGGGGUAAAGUUGAAGCCUUGACUUCUAGAGAGUUAAUGAAUUAGAUCAAAGAUGGUUUGAUUAGUGAAAUGAGGUUGCAGUGAGCAGCAUGCACAGCAGGCAUUAUUUGAUGGAGCAAGACAACUAGAUAUGACUUUAAGAAGCAACAAAGGAGCAUGAAAGCAUUGUGUGUCCAGGCAUAGAAAUCUUGGUGAGAUGUAUCUGAGGUGAGGUCUGAUAAGUACCAUUGCCAAGAAAGUCAGUCCAGACUAGAAAUCAGUCAAAUGUAGAUGGCAAGGUUUGUAGAAACUGAGGCAUCAGCUUAAUUUGAACUAAGAUUGUAAAUUUUAUCUUAGAAUAAAGGGGAAAGUAAAAAAGUAUAUAGACACAACAGGAAAACCAGUGUAAAGUCUGAUUUAUGUGUGGUGUCAAAUAAAAUGGAAGUGUGUAUCUAUGAUGACUAAUUAUAUACUAAUUAUAUAUGGUAAUAUUUCUGAGUAGAAAUAAAAGCUGCUUUGUACUCUGAAA